CCACGAUGGACUUGUGAUAUUUCGGAUAUUUGUGUUCUUUAAGGAGAUAAAGAAUGAAUAGGACUAAACGUGUUUUCCUCUAUUUCACCUUCUGGGUGAUAUUGGCCCUUGGUGCUGUGUUGUUGAACAUAUUCAACAUAGACUGGUCAAAGACAAACAUAUUCCAAGGAAUAAUCCUCACCGUGGUGCUAGGCGUACUACAAGGUUCCGUGCUGGAGUUCCCCGUUAUGACAGUGGCCACACUGCUUGUUGGAGGGGAUAGACGAGAGAAUCACAGGGUUUCGGGAGACCAGUUCACCAUCGUCCUCAACUACAACCUCCUCGCCGUCAGCAAAGACGACAUCGACGAGUGCCUUCAAACUAUGUACGACGCCUACAUGGGAAACCUGUCUGAGAAUGUAUGUGCUGUGUUAGUGAGCGCUACCAAUUCAGAGGAACUUAAGGCUUAUGAGCUGGAGGUGAGAGAUAACUUCAGAGCAAUGGUGUAUGAUGAACUCUUCAGAGAAGGGUUGAAUUAUGCCAGUGGGGAUAGAGACCUUGUAGACUCUCUUCGGUUAAAGCAUAUCUGGUCGAAAUUUGACGAUAUGGAUCGAAAUAUUUUCGUACGGACUUAUUUAGAUGAAAUAUGUGAUCGUUUUGCUCGUGAUUUCAUGGUUGUUCACAGAGUGAGUAGGGUCCUGAGGAAAUGUGGACAGUACCAAGACUUAAUGCUUCUAUCUCAUGGCGAUGAUGAGGCAUAUGCAUAUACAGAUAAAGACUACUAUGGAAGGCAGGCCAGGCCAUUUGGGCAGCCUUUGUUUCACGACUCUGAAGACGUGGAGAAUAUUUUCGGACGUCAGUUUGACUAUACCUUGGUCCUUGACGGCGAUACGGGUGUUGUAGGAGGAUCAGUGUUUCAGUUGCUGGAGAUAGCUGCUGCCAACCCCGACAGGGGAAUAAUACAACCAGCUAUAAAACUUCAUUGUACAAACACAGACACUAUCUUCAUGCAUUUGGAAAGAAUGAGACAGGCUAUAUAUGAACCCAUGACAAACGCUAUUACCGCUCUACUGGGACAGUCAUCCUAUUUCGGUAAAGCUUUGAUCAGGAACUCUGUUUAUAUUGAAAACGUCAUCGGAACCAGAGAUAAUCUCAUAGAGCGGGUUCCUGUUGAUGUUCUCAGCCACGACACCUUUGAGGCUGCCCUUCUCAAACCUCUGUACGCCGGGUCCGUUUACCUGCUGGAGGCGCCAUCCUACAACUACGUUGCAUGGAACAUUCGGGAAAGACGAUGGAACAGAGGCGAGGUUCUCUUGUCCAUGUACUUUUGGAAAAACGCUAUCGGGAAACCAAUGCGAUGGAUCCAGAGCAAAUUACAAGGAGAGAAGUUCAACGCCACCAAACUGAGAACUGAAUCUAAACUGGACUUUGUAACGUCGUACAUUGCUCACUCCGCCCUGCGUCAGAUGUUCAUGAAGCCACUGUUGCUGGCGUACAUCAUCGUUCACUACCAGACACAUCUCCGUUACAGGUACGCCUCAAUCAUCAUCGUCAUGUUCCUCGUCCUCGUCUUCCCAAAGUUUGCCACCUGCACCCGGGAAAACUACAAGUUUGUGUUUCUCGAGACCGUCGCCUCCAUUCUCCAGUUCACACCGGAAGCCAUGGUGGGAUGCGUUCGCAUCGUGCGGGCCAUUCAGGCCAAUAUUAGUGCAUCAGUUAAAUGGGUUCCCCAGAGAGCCGUGGAAGAAGAAUUCAAAAACUCAAACCCAUUUAUUUCAAGUUUCAAACAUUUAUGGGGCUAUUCUGUAUUUGCAGUGGUGUGUGCCGUGCUUGUUGGCUUUUUCGCAAGCGAAGCAUUACUGAUUCUCGUAAUGCUUGUGACUUUGUUCUUUUUACCUUUUUACACAGGGUUUACCUCACUUACACCAGACUUUAAAUCAUCCAAGAGUGUCAUGGAAAAAUAUAAGGCCAAUAUGGAGACAGCGAUCAGCACCAUUGCACAACCCGAUAAAAGGGCGGGCCCACAAAAAUACGUAUUUACAAACAUUGCUACGACCCUCUCUACUCAUCCGGACGCUAAUACGCGGUACAAACCUUUCGCAUUCCGUGGCCAAUAUAACGUUGUGUAAAGACUGAAAUCCGUAACCAAACAUUGGCCAUUUGCAAAUAGCAUUAACAUGGAUUCUUUAGAAUCCCUAUCCAUCGGUUCUACGUGUUCACUCUGCUCAUAAUCGGAACACUUCGGAUUUUCGAGGGAACCAGAUCGAUUGAAGAUGUUCCGAUUGCUCAUUGUUUCUCCACAGUCAGUAUCAUGCUCAUUUCAUGUCUUGAACGCUGUAAAAUUGGACGCUGAUCAAAGUGAUAUAAUGCCAUAUGUUAUAGCCUUGUCUCUAGUGCGUUUGCUAUGUGGAAUGUUGGACGUUACAACGCGUUCAUAUGGCCAGCUUUCUCUUCAUUUACGCAAUGUUCUGCGUUUUCGGUGCUUUGUCAUAGAAAGUUGAAUAUUACAAUAUAAAUUAGUUUUUAAAAUUGACCAUUGAUAGAUGGGUUCAUAUGUACAUCUGUCCGUAACAACGAGAAUAUGUUCUUUAAGGACAUGAAAAGAAAACAACGUAUAUCAAAUAAGAAAUGAAUUGCCCGAAAAUUAAUAUACGUGCUUUAGACCAAAUAAUGGGGAAGUCACUAAUAUAUACCAAGACAAUAUGAAGCACUGAGAAUUGCAAUUCAUAUUAAAAUUCACAGUAAAAAUGACU
Molecule: messenger RNA, 2732 nt
Organism: Haliotis rubra (blacklip abalone)
Lineage: Eukaryota; Metazoa; Mollusca; Gastropoda; Lepetellida; Haliotidae
Product: glucans biosynthesis glucosyltransferase H-like
Exons: 1
Coding region: 54-2108 (684 amino acids)
Source: RefSeq, a predicted model, not a curated record